This is a messenger RNA of Balaenoptera acutorostrata (minke whale), 879 nucleotides long. It is a transcript of the gene TMEM179B, whose product is annotated as transmembrane protein 179B. The record is from RefSeq and is a predicted model, not a curated record. The transcript has 5 exons. Bases 40 to 696 code for a protein of 218 amino acids. NCBI's taxonomy places the organism in Eukaryota, Metazoa, Chordata, Mammalia, Artiodactyla, Balaenopteridae.
UUGGCUCCCACGGCGGCGCUUCCUGGUGGCGAGGGAGCCAUGGCUCUGCCUUGGCUGCAACGCGUCGAGCUCGUUGUCUUCGCUACCGCCUUCUUAUGCGGAGCCGUGGCGGCCGCGGCGCUGACCCGGACCCAGGGCUCCUUCAGUGGCAGCUGUCCCCUGUAUGGUGUGGCUGCCCUGAAUGGCUCCUCCCUGGCCUUGUCCCGACCCUCGGCCCCAUCUCUCUGCUACUUUGUGGCUGGGGCCUCUGGCCUGUUGGCCCUCUACUGUCUCCUGCUUCUGCUCUUCUGGGUCUACAGCAGCUGCAUCGAGGAUUGCCACAGAGGCCCGAUAGGGCUCCGCAUUGCACUGGCCAUCUCAGCUAUAGCCAUCUUCCUGGUCUUAGUGUCUGCCUGUAUCCUUCGAUUUGGCACCAGUUCCCUCUGCAAAUCCAUCAUCUCCCUGAACAUAACUAGCUGCUCUGAUGCCCAGAAAACUCCAUGGAUACCCCCUGGAACCACUCUGCAGUUUUACUCCAACCUACACAAUGCUGAAACCUCUUCUUGGGUGAAUCUGGUUUUGUGGUGCGUGGUCUUGGUGCUCCAGGUCGUGCAGUGGAAGUCUGAAGCCACCCCAUACCGGCCUCUGGAGAGGGGGGACCCUGUGUGGAGCUCUGAGACAGAUGCUCUUGUUGGGUCACGCCUUUCCCAUUCCUGAAGACUAACCAAAGAGUACUCCUGCCGCCAGACUCCGUGCCCAAGUGCCUGCAGUCCUCUUGCCCCCACAUGGCCCACACGGCUGGGAGCCUGAGUUUUCCCUCCAGGAGGGAAACAUGAUUAACAGACCCCCUCUUCCUACAGCUGUUUUUGUACCGAAGUAUUAUAUUACUUUCUUUCUUCA